ACAGAUCGUGGCGCAAAGAAUUGUGGUCGGGAAGUUUGAGAAAUAAGAUGGAUGGUAAUAAGGAUGAAAGUGAGAGAUGUAUCGAUUUAGCUCAGAAGUUUAUAAAUGAAGGAAAACACGACAAAGCCCUUAAGUAUUUAUAUAAAGCGGAGAAACUAUAUCCAUCGAGCAGAGCUAAAGAUUUAAUUGAACUUCUACAAAAAUUAAAUGGAACAGCAAAUUAUCAACGAAAUGAAGAAGAAGAAGAAAAGCCGACUGAAAAUAAACAUAGUAGCCCCUCUUUUCGGAGAAGAAAAUCAGGUGUUUCAACUUCAGCAAAUGAAGAUGGAAGCAGUCAGAAAUCAGAAUGUACAAAAGAGCAAAUAGAUGCUGUUAAAAGGAUAAAGCAAUGUAAAGAUUAUUAUGAAAUUUUGGGAAUAAGUAAAGAUGCUGGUGAAUCGGAAUUAAAGAAACAGUAUAGAAAAUUAGCUUUGCAGUUUCAUCCAGAUAAAAAUAAAACUCCUGGUGCAGCUGAAGCUUUUAAAGCAAUUGGAAAUGCAUUUGCAGUUUUAAGUGAUCCAGAGAAAAGGAAGCAGUAUGAUAUGUAUGGCAGUGAAGAAGUACAGAGACGUCAAAGUUAUGCUAAUCGUGCUGAUGGCUAUUAUGAUUAUUCCAGAGGAUUUGAGGGUGAUAUAUCUGCUGAAGAAUUAUUUAACAUGUUCUUUGGAGGUGGUUUCCCAUCAGGUAAUGUUUAUGUACGUAGAGGAAAUCAGUGGCAUCAACAUAGGCAACAAACUGAAGCAAGGCAAGAAAAUAGUUAUAGUGUGUUGUUACAAAUGAUGCCCAUCUUAGUAUUAAUUUGCUUGUCCUUAAUGAGCAGUUUCUUUGUUUCUGAUCCUCCAUAUAGCCUUAGCAGAACAUCAAAAUAUUUAUAUGAAAGAAAGACUAAUAAUUUGCGAGUACCUUAUUUUGUAAAAGAAAACUUUGGAAGUGAAUAUCAAGGAAGUAUUCGUCGAAUAGAAAGCCAAGUAGAAGAAGAAUAUAUAACUAAUUUAAGAGCAUCCUGUUUCAGGGAAAGAAAUUAUAAAGAAAGUAUGAUAUGGAGAGCCAGAAAUUUCAGAGAUCGAGAAUUAGAAGAAAAAGCCAGGAGUCUGAGAACGCCAUCUUGUCAGACAUUAAAUGACUUGUAUACUGAUAAAGGAUGGUGAAAGUGUUUGAGUAUAUCCUUUAACAUUACGAUUGAAACUGCAUUUCCCAUGGACUUUAAGGAAAGCUACUUUAUUUUAAUCUUAAACCUAUUUUACUUAAACUAGUUUUAUUAAUGUAGCUGUCCUCAUUACAUUCUCUAAAAAAAUUAUUGAAAUCUUUUGCACCAAUUUUAGUUUCAUUGAAUUAAAUAAGCACACUUCCUCAAUUUCCCAUACAAAAUAAUCUCUAGAGAUAAAUUUUCAGGUUCUAGCUUUGUACUAUUUUGCUUGGACAAUGGACAAUUGUAAUUUCUUGUUAUGUGAGUUCCAUGGUGAAUAUGUGUAAUGCAGAUUUUUGUAAAAGAUAAUUGCACAUAGAAUAUCAUUAUUAUUAUUAUUAUUAUUGUAUGAAAUCUUGUAAAUUAUUGUGAAUUCUUAAUUCAAUCAUUUUACAGUUGAAAAUAUAUAAUAUAUAAUAGGAAUGUUUCUGUUAUAUUUUCUGAACCCUUAAAUUCAUUUAAGGUGUUAGCUCAUUUAUUAUAUUGGGAAUGUGUACAGAGAAAUUCAACUUUUGGUACCAGUCAUAGCUAUGCUUCUGUCCAAUGUUAUAAAAAAAUUGUUAAAAUGGAGAAUCUCUACAGGAUGUUUGAAUUUAAUAAUAUAUUAACCUUGUUGUUGUUAAAUGAAAAUCUGGUUUUGUAAUAAAAGCAAAGGCGUGAAUAUAAUUUAAUUUACAUAAAAUACUGCACUCAUAUUUCAACACGUACUACUUAUUGGAUAUUUAUUUUAUUAUUUUCCAUUUUAAAAUUAAAAAACUAAGAGUAAAUAGAACAGAUAUUUAAUUGGCUUAAUUUUUUCACAUUUGUAUAUUCUGUAUAAAAAAAAAAAAUAGACAAUAAAAUGACUUGCUACAUUUUCCUAGAAAUGUAUGUAAAUAUAUAUAUAAAGUAUGUUUUUAUAAUUCAUCAGCUUGUUUGAGCCUUCUUAGUUUGUAAUAUUUAAAAAGAAAAACAACAAAAAAAAAGGAGAACAAUAAUGUGAAGUUUGCCAGUUGCUGUGAGAAGUAUAUCUGAAGUAUGAAAAUUGUAAAAAAAAUUUUGUAAAUGUUCUGUCGUAUUAUAGCUUAAUGUUUUUACAAUAAUAAUAUACAAAAAAAAAAAUACAAUAAUAUAUCAUACAUUUUGAGUUUUUACAAGUUAGGACUUGUAUCCUCAGAGAAUUUGUGAUAUAACCAUUUUUAAAGUUUUUCUUUGGUGCAUUUAAUCUGCCUUUUUAUUUGAUAUAUUGGUAAAACUAAUUGGGAAUCAUUAAGUAUGAAAAUAAUUCAUUUUGGACUUUUAAAGUUUACAUAAUCAUAGGAAAUGGAAUAUAUUUUGUUAACAGUUUUCAUUAAUUAUAAAAAAAAAACAACAACAAAGUGCUUUAAAUACAAAAU
Centruroides sculpturatus (bark scorpion) is the source of this 2601-nucleotide messenger RNA. Its product is annotated as dnaJ homolog subfamily B member 14-like. The record is from RefSeq and is a predicted model, not a curated record. Gene Ontology annotation, molecular function: Hsp70 protein binding. Bases 48 to 1187 code for a protein of 379 amino acids. Lineage: Eukaryota; Metazoa; Arthropoda; Arachnida; Scorpiones; Buthidae. Gene Ontology annotation, cellular component: endoplasmic reticulum membrane. The transcript is spliced from 9 exons. Gene Ontology annotation, biological process: cellular response to misfolded protein.